CUUUGAUACCCGAAAAUGACUGAAGCAGAGGACAAAGAGAAGGCCGAGAAGCUCGCCGCCGCUAAGAAGCGCUUUGAGCAAUUGAAGAAGCAGAAGGGCAAGAAGGGCGGCGCCAAAAAGAAGGAAGAGAAGGCCGAGGUUGAAGCCGAAGCUCCUGCGACCCCCGAUAAGCUCGAGGAGACGCCGGAAGAGGCCAAGCCGGUGGAGACUGAGGCCGCCGAGGCGUCGGAACCUGCUGCGGAAGCGGAACCCGAAGCUCCAGCUGAAGCAGAGAACAAGGAAGCCGAAGAGCCACAAGAGCCUGCCGAGGAGCAAAAGCCUGCCGAAGAUGACAAGCCUGCGGAGGAUGAGUCGUCUGCCAAACCCGCGAGGCCGCCUCACAACCGCCAGCCCUCGAUCACCCUCCAGUCGAAGAUGCGCUCCGAGUCCUUCAGGCGCAGCUCUGCGAAGUCCCCUACCGAUGCGCUCAAGUCGCCCGGCGUGCCGAUGAGCCCUGGCGACGAAGUGCAGGACAUCUACAAGCAGCAGGUUCAGCGGAUUGAGGAGCUGGAGAAGGAGAACAAGCGGCUGCAGUCUGAAUCACAGGAGUCGGAGGUGCGCUGGAAGAAGUCCGAGGAGGAGUUGGAGGAGCUGAGGGAGGCGAGCAGCGAGGUUGCGGAGCUCAAGGCGAAGGCUGAUCAGGUGGAGAGCAAGUCUGGGGAAGUGGCGAAGCUGACGACGGAAAUAGCGUCUUUGCAACGCCAGAACGCCCAGCUUCAAUCCCAAACCAAGCAAAACAGACGCGUAUCGAGCGCCUCUCCGCAAAACGACGACUUAGCCGCGCAGUUGGCAUCCAAGUCCAGCACGAUUGAGUCCCUUGAGCUCGAGAUCUCUAACCUCAACACCCAGGUUUCGCAAGCCUCCGACACCAAGGCCACCCAAGACAACCGCAUCACCGAACUGGAAGACAAGCUCACGAAGGCGGAGCACGCAGCGGAAAACUCGGCGCAAGAGCUCGCAGACCUCAAGAAGAACCUUGAGCAAGCAAGCCAAGACGCAGCCAAAGAAGGCGACUCCCGCAGCUCCGCCGAGACGCGCAUCGCAUCGCUCGAAGCCGAACUCGCCGCGGCCCAACGCGCCGUCGAUGACGCCAGCAAGCGCGCCGAAACGCUCGAGAAAAAAGUCGAAACGCUCACAACGCUGCACCGCGAAUCCGACGCACGCAGCCAAGCCAAGCUGCGCGAAGCCGAGAAGACAGAGCGCGAAGCCAAGGAGCUGCGCUCGCGAGUCGAGGCCCUCACGAACGAAAACACGAAGCUCAAGAGCGAAGAGCCAGGGCUCGACGAGCUGGAAGACGAGGAGCGCUCGCGGUUGCGCGCGCGCAUCCAGUUCCUCGAGGAAGAGGCGACGGAUCUGCGGCGGGGGAUCUGGCGCGAGCGGCGCACGCAGCUGCAGCCCGGGCUCGACGAGCACGAGCACGGCGGCAGUGGUGCCGGCUUCGACGACGUCGACCUCUCUGGCGCGCAUUCCCCGCUUGAUGGCGGCGGCGCUGGGCCGCGCUCCGGCGGGCAGCGCGGCGGCAGCUCCUCCUUCACCGACGUUAUUAAUAGCGGUAUUAGCGCGUUUACGGGCGCGGCGGCAAGGCGGCCCUCGUCGAAUCGCCAGCGGCCCCGCAAGCAGAGCUUGGGGCUGUUGAGUGAUGAUGGCGAUGACUUCGCUUUCGAUGAGGAUGCGUUCCGUGCGGCGCAGGAGGAGGAGGCCCGCAAGCGCGUCGAGCGCAUUAGGGAGGUGAAGCGUGGGUUGGAUAAUUGGAGGGGGUGGAGGAUGGAUAUUGUGGAUUUGAGGGUGGGGUUGGGUGGGGUGGUGGAUGUGUAGAUGGGUUUGGUUUGAUGGGGGUGGGAUACCUGUUUGGGGUGCCUACAUAUGAUAAGUGAACGAAUGGAUCAGUAUUGGGAUUGUUAUGGUUAGUUGGUUGAUAAUGGGAUUGUGGGCUGGCUCGCUUUCCCUUUUGUCUCCUCUUGUGGUGAUGUAUGUACCUAUGUUCAGCUUAGGCCGUUGGCCGGCCUUGUCUAAUGUCGAUUUCAAGGUUGUCUUUAAGUUUCCCCCAUCUUCUAUUUUCUCGUUGUUGCCUUAUAUCUUUCCUCCAGAAGGGUUG
Molecule: messenger RNA, 2134 nt
Organism: Aplosporella prunicola CBS 121167
Lineage: Eukaryota; Fungi; Ascomycota; Dothideomycetes; Botryosphaeriales; Aplosporellaceae
Exons: 3
Coding region: 16-1854 (612 amino acids)
Source: RefSeq, a predicted model, not a curated record